This is a messenger RNA of Caenorhabditis elegans, 576 nucleotides long. RefSeq lists its product as uncharacterized. Bases 1 to 576 code for a protein of 191 amino acids. NCBI's taxonomy places the organism in Eukaryota, Metazoa, Nematoda, Chromadorea, Rhabditida, Rhabditidae. The record is from RefSeq and is marked reviewed. The transcript is spliced from 4 exons.
AUGUUUUCCAGUUUAGUCUUAUUCGUUUCCUUUUUUUAUACAAUAUACUGCUCGGAACAAAUUUCAAAUGCAUCUGAAAUUACCGAAAUUGUUCGGUACGAUGGGAGAAGAAUACCAUUUGAAAACCGACAACAAGUAUUUCACUAUGUGAAUAUCACGAAUCCUGCAGUGGAAAUCAAAUUGAAAUGUGCACAUUGUAAUGCAGAAAGAUGUCGACCUUUACCAUUUUGUUAUUCAAUUAUGUAUUCAGAAGAAGAUGUUCGUAGCACUGGUGACUACUGUGCAGACGAGGCAGAAAUGAACUCUCUAGUGGGUGCUCAACUUGAUGCAACGACUUCAUCGCAACGGAAGCGUCGGCGCCUUCAUGAAUCGUGUCUUCCGUCGAUUAACGAUCCAACGAUACAGUAUUGUGUGUGUCACACAUUUGAUGAUGAUGCUUCUUCAAGAGAAUAUGAUGCAUUACGUCGGAUACGAAUAUGGAGAUAUCAGAGUUUAAUAUUCCACGAUGAAGUUCAAAAGAGUUCCUGUGAAUUGAGGGUAACAGCAGUUACGCUCGUUCUAGUUCUGAUAUGGUGA